This is a messenger RNA of Centropristis striata (black sea bass), 3260 nucleotides long. It is a transcript of the gene lpl2a, whose product is annotated as lipoprotein lipase. The transcript has 10 exons. Bases 162 to 1697 code for a protein of 511 amino acids. Gene Ontology annotation, molecular function: lipoprotein lipase activity; apolipoprotein binding. NCBI's taxonomy places the organism in Eukaryota, Metazoa, Chordata, Actinopteri, Perciformes, Serranidae. Gene Ontology annotation, biological process: lipid metabolic process. The record is from RefSeq and is a predicted model, not a curated record.
GACGCGGACAGUUCAAGGUGGUUCAGAUAUCAGCGCUCUGCGCGCAACAGGACGCACUGACUUAUUCUCAGCAGGAAUACAUUUACAUCUCAAACACAGCGAGAUCCGAUUGCUUGAAUCGUCGAAUCCAUUUUCUCUAAACGGAAACAGCUGGAAAAGAGAUGAAAACGUGGAGAGUCGGGUUUCUGUACUUUCUGGUGUUGAACGCGGCUGUGCAGUAUGUGAUGUCUCUGGAAGAAGAGCUCACUGAUUCUAUUUUUGGUAACUUCCUCGAUCCCCUGAAAGACUUGUUUGACCACAAGGAUGACGCCAAUCAAACCGUCGCCAGAUUCUCCCUCCGUAAACCAUCCCACCCUGAUGAUGACCUGUGUUACAUCGUUCCUGGGAAGCCUGACUCCCUGGCAGCGUGCACCUUCAACAGCACCUCCAAAACUUUUCUAGUAAUCCACGGAUGGACGUUGAGUGGGCUGUUUGAAAGCUGGGUGGAGAAGCUUGUGUCAGCUCUGUAUGAAAGAGAGCAGACGGCCAACGUCAUCGUGGUGGACUGGCUCAGCUCGGCACAGAACCACUACGUGGUCGCAGCUCAGAAGACCAAAGCGGUGGGACACGAGAUCGCUCGCUUCAUCGACUGGAUCGAGGAAACCACCAACAUGCCUCUGGAAAACCUCCACCUGAUCGGCUACAGCCUCGGGGCUCAUGUGGCAGGGUUUGCUGGAAGCCACGCAACCAAUAAAGUCGGAAGAAUAACUGGUCUGGACCCGGCUGGUCCUGACUUUGAGGGAGAGCAUGCCCACAGGCGUCUGUCCCCCGACGACGCUCACUUUGUGGACGUCCUCCACACCUUCACGCGGGGCUCUCUGGGUCUCAGCAUCGGGAUCCAGCAGCCUGUCGGACAUGUCGAUAUUUACCCGAACGGAGGCAGCUUCCAGCCGGGCUGCAACCUCAGGGGAGCCUUGGAGAAGAUCGCAAACUUGGGGUUAUUCGCUAUUACUGAUGCAGUGAAGUGUGAACACGAGCGCUCGAUCCUCCUGUUCAUUGACUCUCUGCUGAACGAGCAGGAAGCAGCCAAGGCCUACAGGUGCGGCAGCAACGACAUGUUUGACCGCGGCAUGUGUCUCAGCUGCCGCAAAAGCCGCUGCAACGCGGUGGGCUACGACAUCAGCAAGGUCCGCAAGGCGCGCAACGUUCAGAUGUACACCAAGACACGAGCCUCCAUGCCUUUCAGAGUUUACCACUAUCAGCUGAAGAUCCACUUCUCCAGCCAGGUGAACCGUUCAGAGAUGGAGCCGUCCCUCACCGUCUCACUGUUCGGAACAAAAGGAGAGGCUGAAAAUCUGGAGCUCAAACUAAAGGAGAAAAUAGCGACGAAUAAGACCCAUUCAUUCCUGCUGGUGACGGAGAAAGAUAUCGGAGAUCUGCUAAUGUUGAAGUUUAAAUGGGAGGAUGAAAAUGGUUGGUCAACCUCCAGCAUGUUGAAGAUGGUUUCCUCUUGGUGGUCCGGUGACUCAGACAGUGCCAACAUGGAGGUUCACAAGAUCCGGAUCCGAGCUGGAGAGACCCAACAAAAGAUGGUGUUCUGUGUAAAAGACCCUGAAGCCCAGGCAUUAACACAUGAGGUCACGUUUGUUAAAUGUAAGGAUGCGUGGAGGACGAACCCCAAACGGUCUCCAAGAAGAGUAACUCUGGGGAAACACUGAUGGCGAAGACUCCACUGUUGAACGCCCUUCAGUCCACGACAGCACUUAAAGUAAAUAAUUUAUACAACUGUAACUUAUUUUAUUUCUCUAACGAUACAAAACUCUUACUGCCUUGUAUAUGUAUAUAUGUACACCGACUGGCCACUUGUAUAACCUAGUGUGAUCCAUAAAUUCUGCCUAUAUUAUAAUAAUAAUAGUAUUCACUUUUGAUUGGCAUUGUGAGAGAGUUAUUAAUUUCCCUGUAUAUUUAUUAUAGAGGUUGUUGUUUGCAGUACUUUUGAACUGGAGUGCAUUAUAUUAAGAGGUGUUUCUAAUAUUUUGGCCACCCAAUUCACAUAUAUGGUCGGGCCAGAAUAUUAGAAACUGAAAUGUGACCUCAAUAUUAAACAUAAAGUAGAAUUAUUACCUUUCUGACAGUCAACGAAACCUGAAAAACUACUACUGGUGUACCUAAUGAAGUGGCCAGUUGGUGUAAAUCCACAAACCUAUUUAAAAAAAGUAUGUGUGUGAAUACUGUAAUAUAUUUUGUAAAGAACUAUUUCUAUGACAUGUAACUGUAACUUCAUUGUUGCACAAAUAGUAAAUCUUUUGGGAUACUAGUUACUGCAGAGGUGUGACUGACUGGAUUUACAUAAAUAGUUCUGGUACUGAUGUCCCUAUUGUGUAAAAAAAAGUUCAAUUUAAUGACAAUAGGAGACCACUGUGAACAGUAAUCCUCUUGUGUGUCUGCAGACAAAAUGAGAGGAAAAUACCCGUUGAGAUGAAUUUCUUUAGGUGUUUAAUGCAAUAGGAUGCGGUUGAUUUACCUUUAUAUGUUAUCAAACUAACAGAGCAUUCACCACUGUGGCCCGCAGCUCUGUAUGUGACUGUGGGACCUGUAACAGUGUGCCUUACUGUAAACUCUUGCCAUACGUAAACUGUCGCAAACUGAACUCUUAUUUAACCUCAGUCUGCUUUUGAUUCUAUGACACUGACUGAAACAUCUAAACAUUCAAAAGUGGCUUUAAACACUUUUUUUUUACUGCUGCAUCACUGCAAGAUGUUACUUUGAAGCUGUUACCUCAAAGAAGCACCUGACAGUUUGUCUUCCGUAGUUCUCUUUAAGUUUUAUGAGCUAAGGGAUGCUCUGCGUGAGGUAGAAAGUAUUGUACUUGUACUGUCUUGACUGCAGUUUUUACUGUGCAUGUCACUUUUUAAAUCUUGACUAAUGCUCUUUUUAUUCGUGCUUACAUUUCCACUCCGUUAGCAGUGUGUGUAAACCUCGGCUCUUUAGAGAUCGGUACUGUAAUCAUUGUGACUGCGUUUCCACCUACUUUAAAAAUGUGGAAAUGUUUUACUUUUGCACUGAAAACAGGGGAAGAGAUUAUUAAACCAAGUUACUUGUACAGAUAUGUAAAUACCAUAAUACAGACGAUAGAUUUUGUAGUAUGGAACACUAUUAGUUAUAUAUUUUUACCUCUGGAUGAAUCUGUAAAAUGUGCAUUUCUAUAAUCUUUUGUACAUAUUUGUAAAUAUUGACUGUACUGUAUAAAUUCUUUAAUAAACCAAAACUGCCAUCUGGGA